AUGCUAUCUACAAAAGCCAGACUUUUCCAGCACAUCACUCUAAAAUCCAGCUUAUUCCCAAAAAUUACCCAAGCCAGAAUAUUUCCAGCCCAGAUUAGGAGUUUCAGUAAAUCCUUCGACAGUGAUGACAGCGACGAAGAGAUUACCCUAAAAGCUAAAGAGAUUAGGGGGCUUCUCAAGGACCAAGACGAUGAGAUUGAAGCCCUGACCAAGAAAGUUAAAAAUGCCAAAAAGCAGCUGAGAAAUGAAGUAGCAGAAAUUGAGCUUAUUGAUAAGAGGUAUAAAGAGGAAAUCCAGAAGGCGAAAGAAUUUUCGAUUUCUAAAUUCGCGAAGGAUUUGAUCAGUGUUAGGGAUGACCUUCAGAGAGCGUAUGAUUACUCUAUUCAGAAGCAUGAUGAGUUUGGAGGUGAGCAUACUGAAGAGGAAGCUGAGAAGAUAAAGAAAGAACUCACAGAUCUGUUCCAGGGUGUAAAGAUGACAAAUAAAGUCUUUGAUCAGACGCUGAACAGGUUUGAUAUCCAGAAGGUAUCCCCACUUGGUGAGGAAUUUGAUCAAAGAUUUCAUAUUCUCGCUGAUAAGGGAGGUAGAGCUAAAGGAAAGAUUGCCGAUGUUGUAGAGCCAGGGUACAAAUUAGGCAAGAAGUAUUUGAGAAAACCUAAAGUUUCGUUAUAA
This is a messenger RNA of Moneuplotes crassus, 672 nucleotides long. The record is from the annotation of a GenBank genome assembly. Lineage: Eukaryota; Ciliophora; Spirotrichea; Euplotida; Euplotidae.